Molecule: messenger RNA, 1782 nt
Organism: Naegleria gruberi
Lineage: Eukaryota; Heterolobosea; Eutetramitea; Acrasida; Naegleriidae
Exons: 2
Biological process (GO): transmembrane transport; lipid transport
Cellular component (GO): membrane; intracellular membrane-bounded organelle
Molecular function (GO): ATP binding; lipid carrier activity; ABC-type transporter activity
Source: RefSeq, a predicted model, not a curated record
AUUGCUGACUUGUUGGGAUUCUUCUUCUUCCCUAUGAUUUUAUGUUUAUUGCUCCCAUCAUUCUCAUUCACAAUUGUCUUGGAAAAACAAUUCAAGUUGAGAGAAAUGAUGAAACUCAUGGGUAUGAAGAUGAGAUACUACUUUUUAGUGACCUAUGUAUUCUUUUAUCUUCUCUAUUGUAUCUCUGCCGCAUUGUUUAUUAUUUUCUCAUUGAUUUUCAGAUUUAGAUUCAUUACCCAAACCAAUCCGUUUAUGCUUUUCCUCUUCUUUAUUGCCUGGGGUAAUACUUUGGUUAGUUUUGCUUUCCUUUUGUCAUCAUUUAUUGGUAAAACCAUUGUUGCUACCAUUAUUUCCUACCUCAUUGUCCUUAUUAUGCCUAUGGUAGGAAUCAUUUUGGAAACUGCAGUCUAUACUAAUGUUCCAGAAGCAAGAUUUGGUUUGUUGACAAUUUUCCCGUUACAGAUAACUCAUUUUGUCUAUGCUGCCUCAAGUUCUUGCAAUUCAUUUGAAUGUUUGAAGAAGGUUUCUGAUAUCUAUGAUAACCAAUCUGUGUUUUAUUCCUUAAUUUAUAUGGUUGGUAUGUCAUUUGUGUACUUUAUCCUUGGUUUGUACUUUGAUGCUGUUGUUCCUCAACCAUUCGGUGUCUCUAGACAUCCUCUCUUCUUUUUGGAAUGGAUUUGGAAACCAUUCACAAGAAAUAGAGUGAAGAGUAAGAAUGGAACUGCCAAGAAUAGAGUCAGUCCAUGCUCUAAACAAGAAAAUCAAGAUGAAGAAAUAGUUCAAAUGCAAGAACAUGUGAAAAAGUUGAGAGAAGAUAAUGGUGUUGUUCUCUUUAAUUUAGAAAAGACCUAUGGUUUGAAUAGAGCUGUAAAGGGUACUUGUUUGACCAUUGGUAAAUCUGAAUGUUUCGGGUUAUUGGGAAUGAACGGUGCAGGUAAAUCUACUACCAUUUCCAUGUUAUCUGGUAUGUUUGGUCCAAGUAAUGGUACAGCAUACAUAUAUAAUAAGGACAUUAGAUAUGAUAUGGAAAGCAUUCACAAAAUGAUGGGUUUGACAGCUCAAUUUGACAUUUUAUAUCCUGACCUUACUUGUGAAGAACAUUUAUUAUUCUACAGUAGACUGAAAGGUAUUCAAUUGAAACAUGAAAAGGAACAUGUUCAAUCCUUGUUAAGACAAGUUGGUUUGGAUAAUGAUACACUGAAAACUAAAUGGUCACCAAACUCUAGCUCACUUUCAGGAGGUAUGAAGAGAAGAUUAUCUAUUGCUAUUUCACUGGUUGGUGACCCUAAUGUCAUUCUUCUUGAUGAACCUACCACUGGUUUGGAUCCUCUCUCAAAGAGACACUUGUGGGAUAUUAUUCUCGCUCAAAAGAAAAAUCGUACAAUUAUUUUGACUACUCACUCUAUGGAAGAAGCCGAUGUCUUGUGUGAUAGAAUUACAAUCAUGAAUAAGGGUUCUUUCAAGUGUCUUGGAUCUGGUGUCAGAUUGAAGAGUAAAUUUGGUGAUGGUUUCUUAUUGACUGUCAGUUAUGGAGUUUCAAGUCAAGAAGCUGCUGAAAAGUACGUCUACGAUUAUGUUCCAGAAGCUCAAAAAGAUUUAACACUCACUGGUACCACUACUUUCAAGAUUCCAUUCUUCAAUACCAAGCAAAUUGGGGAAACUGUUGCAGAUAAUAGAUCUAUUGCAGGUCUCUUCCAACAUAUGGAAUCUGGUAAAAUCAAUCAUGGUAUUAAGGAAUGGGCUCUUAAUCAAGUAUCCCUCGAACAAGUAUUCUUGAAUAUU